AACUUGUCAAUAAAAAUUGCGAAACGUGCAUUAAAAUUAAAGAACCAACGCGUCUUAUCUCGAGGCAACGUUGAGUUUGUUUGCUUCAGCUAAACACAUCCAUUCUACCCGUGAGAUGGGAAAAGUUAUAUAAAUCACCUUCUGACAUUUAGGAUUUGGUGAUAAUGUUCAUCGUGGCAAAUAAGCUGGGAAAAUGCGAGUAUUGAAUUAAGCAUUUACGGGGCAAAUAAUUUGGACUGAGAUAGCACUGCUGUACAUGGAUUACGUCUUGCGCAUUUUGUACUCAAUUCGAGUGCGGCCGAAAAGAAGACUGAAUGCCGUUUGAAAGAAGAGUUAUAUUAAUUAGCGACUUCGCCGGUGCCUCGCUUUUAAUGAUAUCUUUCAUGAAUCUGGUUGCGCUAGUUGUCCUCCAUCUUCAACAGCUGCGUCUAAGGUAAUCAGUGUUGGCUUUAUUUGGACCGGAUCAAACGAGGCAGCGAACUGAGGAUUCAUUUGUGCCAAGCCGAUGGUGUAAUUCGCCCGCGGCUUUGUCACGCGGCUUUAAGCAAAAUUAUUUCCAACGGGUUUACCGAAAACAGUUGUAAUUUCAAGUUGUUUUACCUUCCGAUUGGCGUCACCUACAGCGCCAACAAAUAUAAUUUAAUAAAUAUCCCAUGUCCAUUAUAGAAAUAAAGCAGACGAUAUUCACAGCAUAUUUAGAUGAAAAGCAAGGAAGGGGGGAAGCUUCAGGAAAGAUAACGAGAAAGUAAUGCGAUAAGGUAUACGUGUCGAAAGUGAACAGUGCAGAGGGCAAUUAGUAAAACUAGGAUAAAAUGUUUUACACGCAGAAAGCGUUAAAAGAAACGAUUGAGAUACACUGAACGAAUUAUUAAUUCGAUGCAGAUCAUUUGACUAGCUCUCGUCAACAAGAAAAACGUCCUGUAAAAAUGAUUUAAAGUAAUUUUAAGGAGCAAAUGAAAAAGCCUUGCUGACAUGAAUGAAAGAGGAACAUUCACAAUGAGUGGAGUCAAAGGGACUCUAAUUUGGUUCUCUCCCGAAGAGAUGGGAAUUAUAAUGGGCAGAGACCUACGCAUUACAGAAAUUAGAGGCUCCAUCAAAAGCGACGUUUACGCAGAAGGCCUCGUCUUCGGUUAUAUUCUCUUGAAAGGAAGACACAUCUACGGUGAAAAUCAAUAUGAUAUUGUGACGAACAUGAAGCAGAACAACCCAGCCAAUAUAAGUGAAAUUCACCAGAAACAUUUAGCACGUAACUUAAUAGAAAAAAUGCUGAAUAACACACCUGAUACAAGAAUUACAUCUGAAGAAGUUGUUAAUCAGCUUGAAGCCAUAAAUAUCAAACUUAGCAAAAAAGAAAAAAAGCUUCAUCAGCUGUCUACAUGUCCCAUAACAGAUUGUAGGAAUAACAUCGAAUCUUUAAUGUAACUCGGUGUCGACUUAAACGCAAAGGAUGACGAUGGAUGGAAUGCGCUUCAUCUUUUGUGUUUUAACAAUUCAAGUCCACAUUUAAUCCAUGGGAUUAAACUCUUGAUCGAACUCGGCAUCGACAAGGACGCAAAGAUCAACGAUGGAUCGAAUGCGCUUCAUCUUUUGUGUUUUAACGAUACAAGCCCACACUUCAUCGAAGCAAUUAAACUCUUGAUCGAACUCGGCAUCGACAAAAACGCAAAAACCAACGAUGGAUCGAAUGCGCUUCAUUAUUUGUGUCGAAACAAUUCAAGUCCACAAUUAAUCGACGCGAUUAAACUCUUGAUCGAACUCGGCUUCGAUAAAAACGCAAAAAACAACUAUGGAUCGAAUGCGCUUCAUCUUUUGUGUUAUAACCAUUCAAGCCCACAUUUAAUCGACGCGAUUAAACUCUUGAUCGAACUCGGCAUCGAUAAAAACGCAAAGGACAACCAUGGAUCGAAUGCGCUUCAUCUUUUGUGUUCUGACAAUUCAAGCCCACACUUAAUCGAUGCGAUUAAACUCUUGAUCAAACUCGGCAUCGACAAAAACGAAAAAUCCGUCGAUGGAUGGAGUGCGUUUCAUAAUUUGUGUUAUUACAAUUCAAGCCCACAAUUAAUCGAUGCGAUUAAACUCUUGAUCGAACUCGGCAUCGACAAAAACGCAAAAACCAAAUAUGGAUCGAAUGCGCUUCAUCUUUUGUGUCGAAACAAUUCAAGCCCACAUUUCAUCGAUGCGAUUAAACUCUUGAUCGAACUCGGCAUCGACAAAAACGAAAAAACCAACGAGGGAGCGAAUGCGCUUCAUUAUUUGUGUCAUAACAGUUCAACCCCACAUUUAAUCGAUGCGAUUGAACUCGUGAUCGAACUCGGUAUCGACAAAAACGCAAAAACCAACGAUGGAUGUAAUGCGCUUCAUCUUUUGUGUGAAUACAGUUCAAGCCCACACUUAAUCGAUGCGGCUGAACUCUUGAUCAAACUCGGUAUUGCAAAUACGUAAAGCCCUCCUUCUUUUGAUGGAAUGCAUGGAUUUGAGCCGGCGUAAUACAAAUCUAGCAAAUUGUAACGUGUACGAAAUUUUUAAAACCGGAUGAGGUGAAUUUUCAAAGAUAUUAUUUAUGGCAUUUACAAGGAUAUCAAGGUUGUUUGAAAACACACAAAACGCGCUACGUUGCAAUAAA
Daphnia carinata is the source of this 2623-nucleotide messenger RNA. RefSeq lists its product as uncharacterized. Gene Ontology annotation, cellular component: IRE1-TRAF2-ASK1 complex. Gene Ontology annotation, molecular function: protein serine/threonine kinase activity; RNA endonuclease activity; ATP binding. Gene Ontology annotation, biological process: protein phosphorylation; IRE1-mediated unfolded protein response; intrinsic apoptotic signaling pathway in response to endoplasmic reticulum stress. Bases 973 to 1422 code for a protein of 149 amino acids. The transcript is spliced from 3 exons. Lineage: Eukaryota; Metazoa; Arthropoda; Branchiopoda; Diplostraca; Daphniidae. The record is from RefSeq and is a predicted model, not a curated record.